AUCAGUUAAUUCACCUAGUGUUCUCACUUGCACCAUUUAUCAUGUUACCUGUUCAUACUAUAUAUGCAUAUAGGCUACUGACAAGCACCUAUAGGAGUGAAGCGGGCCAGUGUGAAGCCUGUGAUAACAAACAGGGACUAAAACCUUGUUGACAGUUUUUCACGCUGUAAUGUUUUGCAUAGCAACAGCCCCUCCCCCAUCCAACUGACAGGGAUCCUGUGCACGUUACCCAGCAGGGAGAAAAACGUAAACAUCCCAGUAUUCAGAAUUAAGCUGUCAAAUAAAGCGAGAUAUCCGUAUCUUUCAUGUCGGUGGUACUAUAUUACACCCACGGACAAACAUGUGUGCAAAAACACAGCAAUUAGUGUCUCUUCAAUCACCAAUGCACCACUGAAACAGUUAACUCUGUACCCGGAAAGGGCGAAGUCUGCACAGCAACAAGCGCCAUGAUUGCGUUGCACUGAGCGUCUCAGCAGCUGGAAGCCAUGGAGGAGCUAGAAGAGGAACUUAUGUGCCCAAUCUGCUGCUCUUUCUUCGAGGAUCCACGAGUCUUGUUGUGCUCACACAGCUUUUGCAAGAAAUGCUUGGAGGGACUCUUGGAAGGGAACCGAGGUCCAGCUUUUAGAGCACCUUUGAAAUGCCCCACAUGCCGCAAAGAGUCCCCUCACAACGGCGCAAAUAGCCUGCAGAUCAACUAUUCUCUGCGCGGAAUUGUAGACAAAUACAGCAAAUUAAGGGUCAUGCCUAAAAUGUCUGUUUGUAAACAACACUACGAACAGCCUCUCAACAUAUUUUGCGCCACAGACUCAAAGCUUAUUUGUGGAAUUUGCUUAGCAGAUGACCACAAAGGGCAUACAUUCUGCUCCUUGGAGGAGGCAUAUAACAGGGAGAAGGGGGCGUUUGAAGAGCUGCUUCGCUGGGUGAAGAGCUGCCAGAGCGGAGAUAUCGUGCCCCGCCUGGAGACACUACAAACCAAUAAGAAAAAGGCGCUUCAGUCGGUGACCAAAGAAGCAGAAAAGGUAACGGACUAUUUCGACAAACUCAUCAGUGCCCUACAAUGUAAAAAGGAUGAAAUCCUCUGCGAUUUUGAAACACUGAAACUGGAGGUGUUGCAAGCAUACGACCCGAAGAUCACCAAGCUGGCCGCAGUGCUGGAGGAGCAGGAAAAGGCGCACAGCAUCGCUGAGUCUUUCAGAAGCGUCUCCGACCCCCUGUGCUUUCUGCAGCACAUGCAGGAGUUUCGGGAGAAGCUGAGGAUCAUUAAGGAGACUCCGCUACCCUCACGGAAAGACAUGUACGUCGGACCAUUUGUGCGCAGCUUCGAUGUCAAAAAGUGGGAUUCACUAAGGCUUGGAGCAGUGGACAAGAUCUCAGUCCCACAAGAGAGUGGCUCAUGCCGAGCGGGGAGCUCACGGAUGACAGCGUUCCGUUGGAUCUACUUGUUUAUAUUCAUUAUAUCCAUCCCGGUCGUUACACUCCUGCUGCUGCCCCACAGCCUUGCAACAAGCUCACUGUUUGAACCAGUUCUUACUACAGUUUCCUCGCACUUUACCCACAUUGGUGUGCAGCUCCUAGAAAUGAUUGACAAGUGCACAAGUUUGAUAGGUGCAGGUCAACAAUGUGUCAUGAACUUAAUUGACUACACUGUCACCUUUAUUAGCAGUUGUAAGUUGUUUCAGUAACUAACCUGAUGCACCUCAUGCACUCAAGCUACUACGUUUUCAAACUGAGACACAGAAAUGACAGGUAUACACCUGAGUGGACGGAAACACCUGAUUGUUUAUCAUGUAGUUUUAUUUUUCGUCCAAGUUCCAACCUCAAUGACGUCAUAGACUAAAAGCAUCAACCCUUAAUCCUCAGAGGAUGGAACCAUUUAUAUCAGACCACAGCUUUCUUUCUAAAAACAAAUGUGCAGUCUAUUCCUUUUAAUAUGAUUACAGUUUUAUACCUCUUCGACAUUAUCAUGAUAAAUAAAACAGAAAUUGAAGACACAUCCAUGUUUAUUUGUUUUUUUUUUAAUGCGACAGGCCAAAGCACACAGCUACAUACUGACACACGCGAGCCAAUGAACUAAUUGUACCAUGCAGACCUCUUAAAAGAAAGUAAUAAAACGAAUGCACUGUGUACUUCAUGCCCUCUUGCCCGCAGAGCGCGUCCGCAUCACAGUGAUGCUGCAACCUCUUCAAGGUUACAAACGUUACAUAACAGGGCCCGUGUCAAAUAUUCAGCGGGCUGCAGAAACACCGAGAGGGAAAAACCCCACACUGUCCUGACAUUUUUUCACGAAUCCAACCCACACCUCUGUGUUCCCUCUGUCAUUUCUAAUAAAACUUAGGCAAGACUGCGUGAUUGUCAAGCGGGCGGGGCAGUCACUUUAUUUCUACACAAAAUGAGCUUGAGGAGCUUCAUGCGACUCACUUGUUGGAUGGUUUAUCCGGGCUACAGAGAUGCACAUCUGCAGGGUGUCAGAUUAAAAGUACCGUGUAGACUAAUAUACUGUUAGGCUUCCGGAUUUGAAAAUGAACAGCCAAAUGGAAGUUAUUAAAAUUAGAAUAGCUGAGCUCAUCGCCAGCUGUGGCUAUUGAUAUAAUUCAGAGCAAAUGAACAUCGACCAGUUAUCCUUUCACUUAUGUUGCCUGUUUUCCUGAAAUACAUUUUGGGGGGUUGAAAAAUGGAUCCUAAAAUCAGACCACAAAGUGAAUCUAUGUCAACGCUGACCAUAUUUCAGGAUGUACAUGUACGUCAUGGUGCCCUUGUAACUUUAUUGCCAGGCGAAAAUAAAAACACAACACUACCUUAAUAUUUUGUCACUGCACCCAAAUUUAAAUAUAGCUUGGCAGACGUCAACUCGGCCCAAACUGAUUGUGAGUGUCAGUGUAACUGGGACUUUUCUGAUAAAUCUAUGGCGCAUCACAGGCCCACCUUAUAUCAAAGUGGGCCCCUGAUGGUUGAUUUAAGUCACAAUGUAAACAGCAAGUAGCUAAAUGUCCAAACAAUUAGGAAUAACCCGUGAAUAAUCGCAUCUCUGGAUAAGGUCCCGCUGUCUUAAACCUCUUUACACAGUGGGUCUGAGGCUAUAUGAUGGUAUUUCCAGACCUUGUUGUGUUAUUCCUGUUAUUAUAACGUCUUUUCACCUUAUUUCCUAUAGUUACAAUAUUAAUUUCACACAAUGACCGUUUUAGGUUUUUAAGUGCUUGCAUGCCAGUGUAAGCGCAUAAAAGUCCAGCGGGUGACCGUGACACUGAGUGUGCUAUUCUACUAUUAUACUGUUAACUACAGGCUACACGGCCGAUGCAAAAUAAAAUAAGCUAAAAUAAGUCAAACUGUGAAAUUCUACUAUUUGCUGCAUCCACAUGUUGAUGUGCCGUGUGGAGUCAAGUUUCCAACACAUUAAAUCACCGCACUUAGGAAACCAUCUAAGAAUUUACCAAUUAGGCGACUACAAUUAGCUUUUUUACCCAAUACUCACUCAGAAAAUGUAUAUUCGGAGAUGAUGUAGCAGUAUGAAACAAUGCACAGGGUAUUAUUAUACGCAGGCAAAUCUUUUAAAACAAAACCGGAAUGUUAGAAAAUAGGCCUAUAUAUAAUUUAUAUAUGUUAGAUGUAUAUCCUUUCCCAUUUGCACAACUGCAAUGCUCCAGUGAUUUAAACCCGCCAAUUUGGAUUAUGUUCACUCUUCUCUAUUAUUUUGCAUCACAUUUACCAAAUAGCCCACCGUAUUUCCGGGUUAUUUAUAGGUUAAUUAUAGUUGCACAAACAAAUAUUGAGAUUUCGGAAUUGUGAAUAAAAAGACACGUAAGGCCAAAUGAUAAAACUUGCUGCAACAUGCAAACUAUUAGGCUACUGGACCUAGUCAUUUCUUUCUCUCUUUACAUUUUCAACAAAAAGCAAGAUCUGGUCUAUACGCGGUUGUAAACAGAUGAAACCGCUGCUUCUUCUUUCCAGACACCAGGUUUGGAAGCUUUUGUUUAAAGGGUUUUUCAGCAGCAGGUCCGCCCGGAGCCGGCCGCCUAAAAGGCCAAAGAUUUACCAGUGUUCGCCUCGCGACUCUAAAAGUCUACAAAAACAGCAUAAAUUACUUUUUGUUUUGUUUUUUCUAAAUAAUUUUAACUUAUGUGGGAUUUAUCAUCAGCCCAUGUCCUAGUACGCAUGGCCUUCGCAAGCAUUUUAGUCCAGUUACAGGAUGCCAUAUUCUUCGUUACAACAUUGCAUGGUUUCAGUGACUAUCACAAUAUACUACCAAAGGUUUGUAAUCAUAAAAAAUAAAAAUAGUCCCUAAGCGAGCAAAACGAUAAAGAGCCGUCAGGAUAAUCGGGCCUAAACCCGGUAGAGGUCGGUCUUGUUUUCCAAAUUAAAUAAAAUACACUGCCUAUUUAGAAUUGUGAGGUAAGUAUGGUGUACAAAGUAUAAUAAAUAUAAUUGUAUUCCGCAGUAAAUGUGGGUCAGGGUUGCCGAUCAGGUUGGACAUCUGUGUCGCUGCUAGAAGGCCAUGCAGGCAAAGUGCAAGAUUUCUUUGUGGAUGAGUAGUACUAGUGUGUCCGAAAAACUAAAAUAAAAGUAUUAUUUAAAUAUCAACCUUCUAUGCUAUAUCACAGUAUUGUAUUAAACUGGAAGUUUAACAUGAUCAAAACACAUUACAGACCAAACUCGAUUUAAACUUUUAUUUUUGCAAGUGUGCAGACACAACAGUGGGAUAAAUGUAAAGAGAAGUGUAUACGUUUUAACUAGCAAAACCAUACUGUGAUGGUUAACGUAAUCUGUGUAUAUAAUGCACCGAUGAGUAUCUCUUAUGAAAACGAAAACAAACGAAGAAAGAGAAAAAAAAACAAAACAAAAAAAAAAACGGUGUGUGUGCUUGUGUUUUCAUUCCACCAGGAUGGUUUGAGUACACUUGGUUAGUUGCAAAGACUGAGUGGUCAGCUUUGCUUCAGCAGCACGAUCAAUACUGGAGGCUUCACUUAGUCUUAACUCCAAUAUUUACGUGCUGCUACAGUAAAGUGACCAGCAGAUGAGAACAACUUAUCAGGAAAACAACUAUGAGGCAUUAAUUCAGACAGAGAACACUACUAUAUAGGCAAGAGUGCCAAUGAACAAGCCAACUUUAAUUAUCACUAAAAUAGUAGAAGAGAGGCCGAAGAACAGGAUGUGUAUUCAGGUUUUAAUGCAGCAGCACAGUAUGGCCUGUAUCUCAGUGUAACCCACAAACCAUUCCGUGCUGCUACAGCAUCACCAGAAAUAAAGUCACCGUCCCUCAGCUUCAAGCUCUUUUCAUCUUCUGUGUUAUUUGCACUCUCUUCUUCCAGGCUUCAAGUCCUUGUCAUGUUCAGACGGGUACAGACGUACUACCUAUCAUGU
Molecule: messenger RNA, 5355 nt
Organism: Monopterus albus (swamp eel)
Lineage: Eukaryota; Metazoa; Chordata; Actinopteri; Synbranchiformes; Synbranchidae
Gene: trim13
Product: tripartite motif containing 13
Exons: 2
Coding region: 486-1682 (398 amino acids)
Molecular function (GO): zinc ion binding
Source: RefSeq, a predicted model, not a curated record